CCUCACGUAAGAAGCCGCCAGUGCACGCACUGCUCGUCGGCGCGGUACGUUCCCAAGGACGCUCUCGACCCGGCGCGCCCAGAUCACCGCGCUUCGCGAGACCGUGCCUGGUGUGGGCCCCACGAGCUGGUGGGUCUCGGGGCUCUGCGCGCCGCCGUGCUGGCUCUCGCGCCCUCCAGCCGCGAGCCUCGAGAAGGCAGCCCGCCCAUCACCCGUCACUUCGCUGACUGCGCCGUCUCUGUGCACCCCAGCCGUUCGCGACGCCCCGCUCGGGCCACGGGCAGAGGCAGCGUGCGAAGGGCGCCGAGCAGCUCGGGUGCCCACCGGCGUCGGGUGCAGGGUACCCCAAAACAAGCAAGCACCUACGCCGCCCACCUGACGGAGAGGGGGGAGAUGCGAGCAGCGGGGAGGUGUGUGGAAGGAUGAUGAAAACGGACGUGGAAGCAGAAGUAUGGGUCCACAGAGGGAGGAAUGGUUUGAAAAGUCCCUAGCGCCGAAGCAAGGCUUCCCGAAGAACGCCAGCUGAUCCUGCUGCGAGCCCUCGGCAAACCAUCGGGUAAAACCCUGCUCGUGUCGAGCGUCGGAGCAUGCGCGCGCCUGUGACAUUCAUAAAUAUUCGCACGGAGGCCCCACCGCGUCUGCAGAGGAGAGCAGGGUGCCGCCUGAGUGCAACAGGAGAGGCGACGGCUGCGCAGCUCCUUUGGUACAGGUGGGCGAAGCCAAGCCCACAGCCACCAACGCCGCCACCGCCGCCACCCGCUGUCGACACCGCUAAUCCCUUGCAAGAGUCGACAGCUGCCCAAGCUAAUGGCGCGUUCGAUCGGAUGGCAGCAGUGGAGGCCGAGAACCGACCAGGGCGCUGCUGCUGCUGCUCGCCAGUGCUCGCCGAGGAAGGGAACACGCCUGCCCUGCAGACAUGAGGCAGCCGAGGAGAGGAUUCGCCUGCCUCUUCACGAAGAGCACGCCUGCGCGGAGAGGAAGUGCCCAUCGCCAUGUGCUCCGCGAGGUGACGAGCCAGCCCGUUAGGGGGAGGGGAGAGGAUCUACGGCAAGCCGAAGGAUACGGCCAGGACCGAGCGUGGCGCCGAACCAGACUAGAAAUCAGAGGACAGCAAGCAAAUGCAGCUUCACCAUUUCAUGUCGGCCGGGCCCGAGAAUACGUCGCGCAUGCCGAUUCGAGGAAGUGUCCAACAUACAAAAAAAAACGUGGAGAGGUAGUCGCCAACCGCUGACGACCAUCGUAAGACCAAGUACUUCAUGAUUCGGUGCGUUGCCCUCUCGAAG
This is a messenger RNA of Prorocentrum cordatum, 1283 nucleotides long. NCBI's taxonomy places the organism in Eukaryota, Dinophyceae, Prorocentrales, Prorocentraceae. The record is from the annotation of a GenBank genome assembly.